GUUUUGCAUAAACCUUUAAAGGUUUAAGUGCAUAUUGAAAUUUCAAAAUAAAUAAAUCCUAACAAUUGUCACGAUGCUUAAAAUGCCUUAUAACAAUGUUAUAUCUAGUACAUCGUGACGACCUGCGGUCGAGUUCGUUCAUCGACUAGCCCUGGAGUAGACGGACGGGUGAACGUACACAUCCCUAGAUGGCGGACGCUGGAGACAAGUAUGAAAUAAAAGGGCUUAUCGGGCAAGGGGCUUUUGGAAAAGUCUUCCUUGUGGAAAAUGGGGCUAAAAAUAAGUUGGCGCUGAAGGUAAUUCAGCUGGUAGGGCGGCAUCCGAAGGAGAUCAUGCAGACCGUACAGGAAGUGGAGCUGCUGGCCCGCCUCCAGCACGACCACAUCCUCCAGUACGUGCAGGCCGACACAGAGGGAGGAAAACUGAUGAUCCUCACAGAGUUCUGCCCUAACGGCGAUUUGGCGGACUACAUUCGGGAGCACGCGGGGACCGUGAUGGACGAGAGACGCCUUGUCGAGUGGAUCCGUCAGAUCACUUCCGCACUCAAGUACCUGCAUGGACUUCCCCAAAAGAUCAUUCACCGGGACCUGAAGUUGGCCAACAUCUUCAUGGACGAGAAAUGGGACACAAAACUCGGCGACUUCGGUAUCGCCAGGGUACUUGAGGACUCGACUGAUUGGGCAACAACCCAGUGUGGCACACCCCUCUACAUGAGCCCGGAGGUGUUUGCUGGCAUCCCAUACUCGGACAAGACGGACAUUUACUCGCUGUCGAUCAUGAUGUACGAGAUGGCCCAUAUGGACAAGGAAAACAUACAGCCACAGAUGGUCCUUUUUAAGAUUGUUCAUCAACAGUUGCCGUCAAUGCCGACGACAUAUAGUUCGGGCGUAACGGAUCUCAUGGCGUCCAUGAUGCACAAAGAUCCUGACAAGCGACCGUCCGCGGCGGAAAUUCUCGAAAACAAAGUCUUUAAGAAGGCCCGUAAACCACCACCCAUUACAGACCGGCCGAAAACAAACGUCCUUGACGACCUUGAAGAGGAGGAUGAGAUGGACGAGGAGCUAUGGACGUUCGUGGACACCGCAACCCAGCUCAGCACUUCCGGCGGCACCGCCACCAGUACGCGGGACGCUGUCGCCGGCUCCACUGGCGCCCCAUUCCGGCCCCAACCGCGCGGCGGCGUCCCUGUACUGCCUUUAGGGACUAUCACCGCCCGCAUUACCAAAGCUCAUGAUGAUGGCGAGGUGGGCGGCGGGAAGUCGGAGGGCGAGGAUGAUUUCGCAGGCAAUCCUGUUAUGACGGUUGUGCACAGGACGCUGCUGCAUAUGGGAAAGACAGCAACAAUCAAAGGUCGUGACAAAUUGGAAAGGCAGGUGGACAUGUUAAAAAUGUACUGUAUCCAAUGUCUGGACAACGACGAUGGCCUGUUCCGGCGAGCGUGUGAGGCGCUGAACAUGAGUCACGACGAGGAGGAGAUUGAGGAGACUUUGCUGCGGGUGCUGGGCCCGGAGAAGUUCGGGUUAUGUGGGCUUCAGCUUCUCCACUACAAGAAUUUCACCUUCAAUCUCCAGAGAUAGGAAAGCCGACAUUUCCACCGGAAUGUUGUACAGUGAACAUUGUAAAGUGAUAUCGGUACACGACUACAGAGACAGCACCCUGUGAUAACACCAUUGUUACAGUAAAGAGAAGUUUUUACAAUAUUGCAUGUUCUGCUUUAUCACUACAUAUUAUAUUUGUAGAUUUGAAAAUAAAUAAAAUAAAAAAAACAUA
Messenger RNA from Mya arenaria, 1770 nucleotides. RefSeq lists its product as uncharacterized. The transcript has 13 exons. The record is from RefSeq and is a predicted model, not a curated record. NCBI's taxonomy places the organism in Eukaryota, Metazoa, Mollusca, Bivalvia, Myida, Myidae. Gene Ontology annotation, biological process: protein phosphorylation. Gene Ontology annotation, molecular function: ATP binding; protein kinase activity. The coding region runs from base 189 to 1577 and encodes 462 amino acids.